Molecule: messenger RNA, 1173 nt
Organism: Cucumis melo (muskmelon)
Lineage: Eukaryota; Viridiplantae; Streptophyta; Magnoliopsida; Cucurbitales; Cucurbitaceae
Product: proteasome subunit beta type-3-A
Exons: 7
Coding region: 314-928 (204 amino acids)
Biological process (GO): proteasome-mediated ubiquitin-dependent protein catabolic process
Cellular component (GO): proteasome core complex, beta-subunit complex; proteasome core complex
Source: RefSeq, a predicted model, not a curated record
GUAAAGCCCAAGCCAUCAAUAUCUAUACUAAAAUCAAGUGUGUUGCUCCUUCCCGCAUUUCUCUUUGCGAUUCAACUCUCUCUCUUCUUUCAGGUUUCGAUUUCUUCUUUCAUCUUCAAAGAUUCUGUUCAUUUUCCAUAUCUCGUUGUUUUCCUUUUUAGGGUUUUGGAAUGUGAUUGUGUUUAAUUUCCAUUUCGAUUUCGGCCCAAACAUUUCCGAUCGACCUGGCCUGACGAUUGCUUACCCUUUUUUUCCUCUCAUGUCGCAGAGAUUCUCAUAGUUUUUCUAUAGGGAAAGCUUGAUUUCUGACCUGAUGUCGAUCUUUGAGUAUAAUGGAAGUGCUGUAGUUGCGAUGGUGGGGAAGAAUUGCUUUGCCAUUGCCAGUGAUCGUAGACUUGGUGUUCAGUUGCAGACUAUUGCCACAGAUUUCCAGAAAAUUUACAGGAUUCAUGAUAAGCUAUUUCUUGGCCUUUCGGGGCUUGGUACCGAUGCUCAGACACUGUAUCAACGGCUUGUUUAUCAGCACAAACUGUACCAACUUCGUGAAGAGAGGGACAUGAAGCCUGAGACUUUUGCUAGCCUUGUCUCAGCUCGUCUUUAUGAGAAAAGGUUUGGUCCAUAUUUCUGCCAGCCUGUAAUUGCUGGAUUGAGUGAUGAAGACAAACCCUUCAUUUGCACGAUGGAUUCCAUUGGGGCCAAAGAGCUUGCUAAGGAUUUUGUUGUUUCUGGUACUGCAUCGGAGUCCCUUUAUGGUGCUUGUGAGGCAAUGUUUAAACCUGACAUGGAACCAGAGGAAUUAUUUGAGACCAUCUCUCAAGCGCUGCUGUCUUCUGUGGAUAGGGACUGUUUGAGUGGAUGGGGAGGGCAUGUCUAUGUUGUUACGCCUACUGAAGUAAAAGAGCGAAUCUUGAAGGGACGCAUGGAUUGAUCCAUUUUUUGAUGUUUGAAAGAUGACUUGUUUCAUGAUUACUUCAAAUUAGGCUGCAGUCCAGGGCAAUGGAGUUCACGAGUGAAAUGCAAGACUUUCAUGCUGGGCUGAAACUUGUAAUGUGCUCUAUAUAAUUUGACAUGGAAUUGGCUGUCUAGAACUGUCUACUUGAGACAAUGCUUAUGAAACAAAAUGUGCCUUUUGGUUCAAAAAUUGAUUGAUUUAGAUUCGAAAAUUUCCAAUUA